Molecule: messenger RNA, 1987 nt
Organism: Xylona heveae TC161
Lineage: Eukaryota; Fungi; Ascomycota; Xylonomycetes; Xylonales; Xylonaceae
Product: alpha/beta-hydrolase
Exons: 1
Coding region: 141-1784 (547 amino acids)
Biological process (GO): piecemeal microautophagy of the nucleus; multivesicular body membrane disassembly; macroautophagy
Molecular function (GO): glycerophospholipase activity
Source: RefSeq, a predicted model, not a curated record
GAUGCGGCGAGGCACUCCAGUCUACACGAAUUUGUACGGUCUAUUCUGAAUAUGCUUUAUUCGUCGCUAACCGCUCCAUCCCCCUUUAGAAGUUGAAACACAUCUUCCAUCAUGGAACCUAUCUCUACCCAGACCUUCACAUGCGCUUGGACCUUCCUCCCGGUGCACGAGUACAGGUCGAUACGGAUGAGGCCGAGCCUCGGGAGGAAGAUCUGCCUCUGCGAGCUCGAUCAAGGCCACUUGACAUCCACCGAUUAGUAGACCGACGGCCUUCGAGCGUUGAGGCAUUGCUAGACUCGGCGAGACUCAGCGGCCAAGCAUCUGUCUUAUCACCGUUAGCUUGGACGUUAGAUGAAGUUUCUGGCCCAAACAUCACCGAUAAAGAGACUGUACUCAGCUUCGGCAGGAUGUCUGCUGAUGCGUAUGUCCUCGAACCACACACUGGAGACUGGGAGGACGUGGGUGGAGGUUUCAACUAUUCUCGGGACUUUGGAUGGCAGACGGUCGGUCUCCGUGGACAUAUAUUUGCUGAUGAAGUCAACUCCACGAUCGUCAUUGCUCUCAAAGGAACAUCGCCACCGCUCUUUAACGGUGCCGAGACUGCUGCGAUGGACAAACUCAAUGAUAAUUUGUUCUUUAGCUGCUGCUGCGCCCAAGGCGGCCAAUACCUAUGGACCAAAGUCUGCGACUGCUACUCUACAACGUAUACUUGCAACCAAACCUGCCUUCGUGGCGCACUCAGAGACGAAAAUCGCUAUUACCGUGCGGCACUUGAUCUUUAUGCCAAUGUCACUGCGAUGUAUCCUGAUGCUGACAUUUGGAUGACUGGUCAUUCCCUCGGUGGAGCUGUGAGCAGCUUGAUCGGACUGACAUACGGGCUGCCGGUAGUCACCUUUCAGUCGCCUCCAGAAGCUAUUGCUGCUUCACGGCUCGGCUUGCCGUCUCCACCAGGCUCUAUUCAAGGCUCGCAUCAGACAAGAAAUUUCACUGGAGCUUACCAUUUUGGCCAUACAGCAGAUCCUAUAUACCUUGGAACCUGUAAUGGCGCGACGUCUGCAUGCUCCUUAGCUGGUUUUGCCAUGGAGACCCAAUGCCACGCGGGCCAAGAGUGCAUAUAUGAUACUGUCGAGGACUUUGGCUGGCGACCUGGUGUGGGUAAUCAUAGAAUCAAAAUUGUUCUCCGCGAUGUUCUCGAGGCCUACGACAGCGUGCCAGAAUGCAAACCAAACUUGGAGUGCGUGGAUUGUUAUAAUUGGAAAUUUUUUGAGAGCAACGGCUCUGACAGUACAACUACAUCGACGACCACUACAUCAAAAACUCGGACUCGGACGAGCACAUGUCAAACGCCUGGAUGGUGGGGCUGUUUAGACGAAAGCACGACGACUACGUCCACCACUACUACAUCAGAUCCCCCCACGUCCACAUCCACGACAACUUGCAAGACUCCUGGUUGGCUUGGAUGCAAGGAUUCUACCACGACAUCUUCUGCAAGCCCAACUCUUCCGAUAACUCUGUCAUCGAGCACUGGACAUGUGCCUACCAUAACGCCCCCUCCAUCGACCCCCACCUUGACCUCGCCCACGUCAACCGCGACGGACAGCUGCACCUCUAAAGCUUGGUUUGGGUUUAUUUGUAAAGACCAGACUCAAACAAGCCAGAGCUCCUCCACUCCAGCUGUGACGAAUCCAGCUAGCGGAGGCCCAGACUGUGUGCGACAUGGCUGGCUGGGUAACUGCAAGGAAUGGAAGACAGCGAACGAAGCAUCGAAUGACGAGCUACGUUAAUUGCAUCAGGCAUUGUUUUUACACAGGAUAUUUGGCAUCCUCGGAGUUUCUAGGACCCUCUCAUAAAUUUUUUCCCCUCAUUAAGGCCUCGAAAUUCUAUACCUGAGCCUGGCGUUGUAUUGAGUUUCGCAAUUUUUUCUUGGUUUCUAUCAUCAUACCUCGAGAUAGGAUCUCCAUAUGCUAGCGUUUUCGCACAUAUUGGC